Messenger RNA from Chanos chanos (milkfish), 2020 nucleotides. RefSeq names its product inositol polyphosphate-5-phosphatase A (gene inpp5a). The transcript is spliced from 16 exons. The record is from RefSeq and is a predicted model, not a curated record. Gene Ontology annotation, biological process: phosphatidylinositol dephosphorylation. Bases 334 to 1572 code for a protein of 412 amino acids. NCBI's taxonomy places the organism in Eukaryota, Metazoa, Chordata, Actinopteri, Gonorynchiformes, Chanidae. Gene Ontology annotation, molecular function: inositol-polyphosphate 5-phosphatase activity.
CACACUUUUCGAAGCAAGAGUCAGGGUUAACACUUAAUGGUGAAAUGAACCAGAGCCCGGCAAUCGCUGUGGAUUAAAACGGAAACUUUUAUGAUGGCUGUAAGCGUGAAAAAGUAGCCGAAAAACAUCAACACAGAAGAGCCUUCGCUUGCAACAACUAGAUGCACGCGCAAACAGCUAGUAUGCAAGAGCCGAGCCGUACCAAAGGCUGCAGUCUCAAAUCCCCAGCGCUUUAAAACUGAUCAAGCCACCCCGAAAACAUUUUCUCCGACUUUUCCUACUUCUUAUUCUUGUCGCGACGUGGCCGAAGCAGUUUUAAAUUCAGAAGUAAUUAUGGCGGGGAAACUGACAUCUCAAGGCACGGGAAUACUGCUUGUUACAGCCAACGUUGGAUCGCUCUUUGAAGAUCCUGAAAACCUACAGAAGACAUGGUUACGAGAAUUCUAUCAGACGGUGCAUACACACAAGCCUCAGUUUGUGGCUUUGCAUUGUCAAGAAGUGGGAGGUAAAAACUAUGAAGAAUCCAUGACACACGUGGACAGUUUUGUCAAAGAGAUGUUGUCCAGUGAUGCCAUGAGAGAGUACAGCAGAGCGCGUGUCUACCUCGACGAAAACUACAAAUCCCAGGAGCAUUUCACGGCGCUGGGGAGUUUCUACUUUCUUCAUGAAUCCUUGAAAAACAUCCACCAGUUUGAUUUCAAAGCCAAGAAGUUCAAGAAGGUGGUGGGGAAGGAGAUCUAUGCUGACACACUGGAGAGCACCUCCAUGGUGGAAAAGGAGAAAUUUCCGCAAAACUACUUCCCUGAGUGCAAGUGGUCCAGAAAAGGCUUUAUCAGGAGUCGAUGGGCUUUGGCGGACUGUGCCUUUGACCUGGUGAAUAUCCACCUCUUCCAUGACGCCUCAAACCUAGUGGCGUGGGAGAAGAGCCCCUCAGUGUACUCUGGGACACGACAGAAAGCACUUGGCUAUGUGCUGGACAGAAUCACAGACCAGCGGAAUGAGAAGGUGCCAUAUUUCGUCUUUGGUGACUUCAACUUUAGGUUGGACUCAAAGCAGGUUAUUGAGAGUCUUUGCUCCACAGCGACCAUGCAGACCGUGCGAGCUGCUGACACCAACGAGGUGGACAAACUCAUAUUUCGAGAGAGUGACAAUGACCGCAAGGUCGUACUACAACUCGAAAAGAAGCUAUUUAACUAUAUUAACCAGGAUGUUUUCCGGGAAAACAACGGCACACUGCUUUUAGAGUUUGACAAAGAGCUGUCUGUCUUUAAAGACCGUCUACAUGAGCUGGAGAUCGCCUUUCCUCCAAGUUACCCAUACAGUGAAGACACCAGUCAGGGAAAACAAUAUAUGAACACUCGAUGCCCAGCCUGGUGUGACCGCAUCCUUAUGUCUGCAUCUGCUAGAGAUCUGGUCUUAAAGCCUGAAAAUGAGGAGAAGUCUGUAACUUAUGACAACAUUGGGCCCAAUGUCUGCAUGGGGGACCACAAGCCUGUUUUCCUGUCCUUUCGGGUAACAACAGGGGCAGGUAAACCUAAUGCAAAUAAGCACAAGUGUUGUGUCGUGCAGUGAUGUGGGAAGUGGUGCCAAAGGGUGGAGAAGAUUUCACGAGAAGCACCCCUGUGAGAAACCCAGAGACGAACAGAGGAGACACACACACACACACACACACGCAUGCAACUCCGUCACACACUCACAGAUGACCCUGUUAGGACUUCUCAGCAGGACUGGCCAGUCACAGUCGUCCCAGGUCCAGCACAUCCAAACAAACGGCUGUUUACCACAUUCUCCAUACACUUCAAGCUCUGAACUCCAGAAACCACUUCAGCUUCCCAACCUCACCGCAUGGAACACGGAACACAGAAACACAGAACCCGGACAAUCCCCCGAGGCCAACAUUGCCAUUCCAAAUAUGUCCAUCCUCCCGCCCACAAAACAUCAAAACAAAACCAUGGACAGUGCUCUCAACAUAUCACAGCAUUGUUGCCAAAACUCUAAUAGAGAUGAGAAAUACUACAUA